AUGGAUACGGGGUUCCGCCAUAAGGCAUUUCUUCCCAAUGACAUAAGCCCUAAGACCAGUGAGGCGCUUGACCAGCAGUACUCUGACAUUCCUCGUCUUCUGGAAAGAGCCUUUUCGGAGGAUCUAAACGUUCCUAAAGCUGGUUUCUACGUUGGAUGGGAUUGGAGUCCUGUUAUUGAUAUGAUUCGACGAAUACCUUAUUUGCAUGAUGUGAAUAUAUUCGUUUUCUACGGUGGCCCAGUCGAGCUCUUUGAGGCUCUUUCGCAAUAUCACCCUACUUGUCGAGUGUCCUUCUUCAGCACUUUGAUGCGUCAGCAUCCACUUCGGGAGGUUGGCAUGUUUCCUAUUAUUAACCCGGUGUGGCUUUCUUCACCAAUGCUAUAUGCUGUCCAUUUGACUGAUUUGGAGGAUAGUGAUAGGAGCCCGCUUAUUUUGCAUCCGGAUACGGUCCUACAGAAUAUUGUAUUACAUGCGCCUAAUCUCAAAAAGAUCGCAUUACGGAUUAGCGGUCAAACUUGUAGUCACACCCGAAGAGAGCGUCUCCGAGUCAAAGUAGAUGAGGAAGCCAAAGGUGAUGAACCACCUGGACCUGCUAGAAUUGAAAUCAUGUCAUGGCCUAUGCGCACCAAAAUGACGGCUAAGCAGUUCCAGAAUUGGCAAACAAUUACCGACUUUACUGCUCUGAGAUCGUUGACUGUUGGCUGUAUUCAAGAUUCGACACUACUCCAGUCCAUCGUGGAUGAUCACCCAUUUCAACAACUAAAGCGUCUCAGCCUUACCUUAUUUCCACGGGAAGAUGAUGGAUCAAGAUUUUGGCAAGCUGCGGAGUCGAUGUUUAGUUUACUACCCCCCCCCCCUUAA
Messenger RNA from Penicillium malachiteum, 861 nucleotides. RefSeq lists its product as uncharacterized. The record is from RefSeq and is a predicted model, not a curated record. Lineage: Eukaryota; Fungi; Ascomycota; Eurotiomycetes; Eurotiales; Aspergillaceae. The transcript has a single exon. The coding region runs from base 1 to 861 and encodes 286 amino acids.